GGCACAGUGCGAUCCAUGGUAUUUUCUACAAAUGGAGGCCAUAUAUCUAGUAUCUUCUUUUUCUAAGUUUUAAACAUAACCAAUUUGGAUAUGAAAAAUAGAAAGUGGGGGGUUCUGAAAAUCAAAAGCUUGUUUCGAAAUGGGUACCGUAGAGUAUGGGUUCCCGAUGAUCGGAGGAUUAAUGCCACAAAUUCAAGCUCUCAUAGCACCACCCGUAUCAGAAGAUUCAAAAACAGCAAAAAAUAAAAAAGACAAGGAAGAGAAGAAACAUCCAUAUUUUAAAAGACGAGGACGAGGUCAUAAUCAUGAUAUCUGUGAUGCCUGUAGGGAUGGAGGAGAACUUAUAUGCUGUGACAAAUGUCCUGCGUCAUAUCAUUUGCAAUGCCAUUAUCCAGCAGUGGAUCCAGCAGAUAUUCCUAACGGAGAAUGGUUGUGUUAUGCUUGUCGCUGUGCUUCGAAAAGAAAUAUUUUGGAUAGUAAAGGAAAUGAAAAGAACAAGAAGAAAUCUGCUCUGGAGGUACUAGCUUUAGCAGCAUCCCUAGUUAAUCCCAGAGAGUUUGAAUUGCCUAAAGAGUUACAAUUACCAAUAAUGUUUCCUGGUAGUAAUAAAGUAGAUUAUGUUUCGGGUAGAAGAGGGAAGCAACAAUGUGGAAAUAAUAAUGUAGGAAAAAGUCAUUGUUUGGACAGCAAUUUAAUGGUACCUUUGCCAGCACGUUUAUGUUUCGAAUGCGGGCGUAGUUGCAGAAAAGCGCCUUUAAUUGCAUGUGAUUACUGUCCAUUGUAUUUUCACCAAGACUGUUUAGACCCUCCACUAACUGCUUUUCCUAUUGGUAGAUGGAUGUGUCCUAAUCAUCCAAAUCAUUUCAUAGACCAGAAUCUAUUGACAUCGUGUAGAGUAACAGAACGUAUCAAGCUUUGGGACAAAUAUGCCAAUCAACGUAUAGAUCAACAUGCAGUGAAGUUAGCUUUUUUGCGUAAAGCGCGUGCAACGAACCCACUUUUCCGUACAAAGGUCAAAUUGGAUGGUCGAACAAGAGUAAAGGUUCCCUGUUCUGUAAAAUUCCACUAUGAACACCCUCCAGAAUUAGAUCCUGUACGAUUUUAUCAUGAUGCUGUCAUACAACCAAUAGCCAAGAAAACUAAAGAACAAGAUAGAGAAAGCAAUGAUAGCAAAGCUCUUAAAGUAGAAUGCACAGAUAUAAAGAAGACAGAAGAAUUGAUGGAAGUAGAAAAAGAAGUUGAAAAGAGUAAUGAGAUAAAAGAAGAAAAUAAUCAGGAGGAGACAAAUAAUGAAACUAAAUGUAAGGAGAAAGCAGAAGAAGAAAGUGUAGAUGAAAAUAGGUGUAACGACGAUAGUACGGCCGAAUAUUAUGCAGAACGUUUCAGUUAUGAUGUAAAAGAAGGUGUACAGUUACUUGAAAGACCAGUAUUGGAAGCAUUAGCAUUGCAACGGUUAGAGCAAAUAUUAGAUUCAGACGGAGAAAAUUAUCACACGAUUAAUUGUCAUAUGAUGGCUAGAGCUGCAUUGUUUUCAUUAAACCAUAAACCUAAACCACCUGUUUUCAUGUUUCAUAAAACGCUAACUAUAGGAAGUGGCCCAAACUGUGAUUUAGUUUUGUCCAAUUAUGGUAACUGCAGCUAUACAUCUUCAAAACAUGCUAUUAUUUUCUUCGAUGAGGUUACAAAACGUUAUGAAUUAUUAAAUUACAGCGAAUAUGGGACAAUGGUUGAUAAUGUACUUUAUUCUUGUAACUAUACCGAAACGGCAAGAGAACAAAUAAAAGAAGAAACUGAUGAGAAAAUACAAUCGAUAACUAAAGAACAAGAAACUACGGAAGCAGUGAAAGCUAUUAUUAAAGAAAAAGUAUUGCUUUCUCAAGAACAAACGGAAAGGAAGAGAGUAUUAUGUAAAUGUAACUUAACAAAAUACGAGAUGCAAGAUACACAUCAUUUAGAAGAGGGUUGGGAAGGAAGUGCUAUUGUUGCUCAUGGGUCAACAUUAGCUUUUGGGUGUCUAUUAUUUGUAUUUAAUACGAUAAAUGCACAUUUGGAACGGUGA
Molecule: messenger RNA, 2059 nt
Organism: Colletes gigas
Lineage: Eukaryota; Metazoa; Arthropoda; Insecta; Hymenoptera; Colletidae
Product: PHD finger protein 12
Exons: 6
Coding region: 140-2059 (639 amino acids)
Biological process (GO): negative regulation of transcription by RNA polymerase II
Cellular component (GO): nucleus; Sin3-type complex
Molecular function (GO): protein binding; transcription corepressor activity
Source: RefSeq, a predicted model, not a curated record